GCACCCACGUACGCUUUCCAUACUUGCUUACCCAGUAGACCUCGCAGUGCGCGCCGAUCCCCGCGGAUCCGAUCGAAUAAUCCACGCUGCCGAUCGCUCGCAUGCACACAUCCCGAAGCAGCCGCGCCAGCGGGGGGCGCGUGUGCACCCUGCAAGAAAUCGCAAGCAAGAACUUCGUCAAUCGUCAUCGAGACCUACCGUAUGACGCAGCCAACCUGUCCCAUGCAUCCAUCUCCUUCGACGUUCGAAAUAGCUCUCCUCUUCGUAUCGCGACCCCGCGCACGAUCGAGCCAGAUCCCCCCCCGCACACAUGUAAACAUACCGUCAGGCUGCAUACACACAGCCGCAAUGCGCGAGUCUAGCCCCCAGCCUCCCAGCCUGCCUGGGCAAGGACGCUGGACUUCCUCCCGUCCGUCCCCUAAAAUAAACAGAUCAAACAAAAAAAAAAAAAAAAAACUCGUCUCCACCGGCAAACGCCGCCGUCCCCCCUCCCGGCGUGCCGGUGUCCCACCACCAAGGCACGCCAGGCACCGCAACGCAAGCGCAACGCCGCCACAGCGCGCUAGCAGCUUGAGCUGCCCCAUUGCGCUGAUGACGAUCGCCCGUUCGGCCUGCGCUGCGAGUGAGGGCAAGCUGCAAGCUGCAAGCCGCACGCCGGACGCCGCACGCCGCCUACCGCGCCAUUAAUUCCCCCUCUCCCGAGUCCCGGUCGUCCAAGCCGUUGUUAGAUUCGCCAUUUUCCACAU
Aplosporella prunicola CBS 121167 is the source of this 746-nucleotide messenger RNA. RefSeq lists its product as uncharacterized. Bases 202 to 687 code for a protein of 161 amino acids. The transcript has 2 exons. NCBI's taxonomy places the organism in Eukaryota, Fungi, Ascomycota, Dothideomycetes, Botryosphaeriales, Aplosporellaceae. The record is from RefSeq and is a predicted model, not a curated record.